AUGCAUGCGCAGGCAAAACAGCAACACUAUGAUGAGGCAAAAGACAAGGCAGGGCAUGCCAAGCAUGAGGCUAAAGAUGCUGGUCGAGGCAUAUUGGAUGCAGCUAAGGAAGCAUACCAGGGUGUCAAAGAAGGUAUCACGGGAACCGCCAAGGAUGCAAAAGUGAAAGCGGGCGAGAUGAAAGAAGCUGCCAAGGAAAAGUAUCACGGGGUAUGA
Gongylonema pulchrum is the source of this 216-nucleotide messenger RNA. The record is from the annotation of a GenBank genome assembly. Lineage: Eukaryota; Metazoa; Nematoda; Chromadorea; Rhabditida; Gongylonematidae.